UUUCACAGGCACAAACUACAUUUUCUUAUGAAUGGAAAUAGAAAAAAUCUCUUCGGCUUAAAUUGGGACCCAUCCUUCACUGAGAUCAUAGAAGGAAAACAACAAAAGCAAGACAAGGGGAACCGCCAGAAGAGAUGACAAUGACUACAAUUCCAGAAAGUCUUAAUAGCCCUGCCUCAGGAAAAACCGUUUUCAUGGAGUUUGGAUCCCCGAGUCAACAAAUGUCGCCUUCCUCCAUGUCUCACGGACACUAUCCAAUGCACUGUUUACAUUCUGCAGGUCAUACCCAGCACGACAGCUACAGUCCAGCCUCGUCGUUCCCCAGAUCUUUGGGUUAUCCAUACGUGAACUCUGUCGGCAGCCAUUCCACCAGUCCAUAUCUCAGCACAGUACAGACCUACCAAAACAGCUCGGCACUCACACAGACGCGGUUAGAGGAGACAGCGCCUGAAGCAGAGAAAAACACCGUGGUCGAAGGCGGAGAGGUUCGGUUCAACGGGAAAGGGAAAAAGAUUAGAAAACCAAGGACUAUCUAUUCCAGUUUACAACUUCAAGCUCUAAACAGGAGAUUUCAACAAACUCAAUAUCUGGCGCUACCGGAGAGAGCUGAGCUUGCAGCGUCGCUGGGUCUCACGCAGACACAGGUGAAGAUUUGGUUUCAAAACAAGCGCUCCAAAUUCAAGAAGCUGAUGAAGCAAGGCGGGGGCACCAUUGACACCGCCGCUUUGGCCACCGGCCGUGGACUGUCGAGCGGCUCUCCCUCGGUGGCACCUGUCUGGAGCUCACCGACCACCGUGAAGACUUCGGUGGGGACAACCGGAUCUUACAUUCCCAGCUACACCUCGUGGUAUCCAACCGCACACCAAGAGUCUAUGCAACAGUCACAGCUCAUGUGAACCGAGACCUCAGCCCUCGACUCUGCCAUGGCUCGUGUAUCACGAUGGUGAAGGGGCCUCAGCGCGGCCCAGCACUGAUAACACAACAACAACAACAACAACAACAACAACAACAACAACAACUACAACAACAACUACAACAACCCCGAGUUUGCUGACACAGUGGCGUCUGCAUACCGGAUGACGACAAGCAACAAGAAGAAGCAGGGAGCUAAGAGACCGAAAAGGCACGCAAAGCGCCCCAGGGCAACACGUCUGUGACAGUCAGCGGACUCGUAGACUCAUGGAUCUUUUUUUAGCUACUGUUUUUACUUUUGUGGCAGUUUCCUUUUUUUUCUUCUCUUUUGAAACAAAUUUAAUUAUUCUUGUGUGAGUUAUUCUAUUUGUAAGAAAACACGUGUUUGUUUACACCGGAUGUUGGGCCCAAAGUGAUGAUGACCUGAACUCAAUCUGCAUUCAUUAACAGUUAAAGGUUCAUUCUUUUACAAAAUAAUGAUAAUUAAUACAUCCCACCAUAAUGCUUUCAGCACAUUUCAACCCCAGGCAUAUUGUGCAAAGCCUCAACUCGCUACUAUGUUGUUUAUGUGUUUGUUAUUUAAGUUAAAUUAUUCAGACUAGUUUUUUCUGUUGAGGUCAGUCUGUGUUCAUUUUGUAAGUGUGUUUUGAAAUGACAACACUGUGUUGUUGAUGCUGCACUAACGCAAGCAAAGCUUUUCUAUGCCGUGCCCCGAUGUUAUGUGAACAAUGUAAAAGGCCUGACAAUUUGCUGCUUGAGAAGAAAAAAAUGAUUCUGAGGGUGCAGCUCAUUUGUCACUGUAUUUUGUACAUACUUUUCAGACUUGUUUUGUGCUGUACUGGAUACGCUGUGAAACAAGGUUUUAGGCUUUCUGUAAUCGUCGAGAUGUGUUUAGUCAACAUAGAAAAUAUUUAGUUUUGUAUUGAUCACUUUAAUUUAUUUAUCUGUUUCUGAAGUUUAUGUACAUAAUGUGCAAAGUUUCAAAAGCAGUAAAAUAAUGAUUUAAAUUA
Molecule: messenger RNA, 1922 nt
Organism: Cyclopterus lumpus (lumpfish)
Lineage: Eukaryota; Metazoa; Chordata; Actinopteri; Perciformes; Cyclopteridae
Gene: dlx1a
Product: distal-less homeobox 1a
Exons: 3
Coding region: 135-896 (253 amino acids)
Biological process (GO): negative regulation of transcription by RNA polymerase II; cell differentiation; embryo development
Molecular function (GO): DNA-binding transcription factor activity, RNA polymerase II-specific; RNA polymerase II cis-regulatory region sequence-specific DNA binding
Source: RefSeq, a predicted model, not a curated record